AUGCGGCCAAUCCUUCUCUCGGGUCACGAGCGUUCGCUCACCCAGAUCAAGUUCAACCGCGAGGGUGAUCUGCUCUUCUCGGUCGCAAAGGACCCCAUCAUCAACGCCUGGUUCUCUCACAAUGGCGAGCGCCUCGGAACCUACGAGGGCCACAACGGUACCGUAUGGACCGUCGACGUAGACUCCACAUCCACCCUCCUCGUCUCGGGCUCCGCCGACAACCAGAUGCGUCUCUGGGAGGUCGCAACGGGCAAGUGCCUCUACGUCUGGGAAUUCGCCACCGCAGCCAAGCGCGUCGCCUUCUCCGAGGACUGCACCCAGGUGCUCGUCGUCACCGAGGCGCGCAUGGGUCAUCGCGGCGCCUUGCGCGUCUUCCGCAUCAACCGCGAUCCGGCCACCUGGACGCAGCAGUCGGCCGAGCCCACGCGCACCAUCACCUUCUCGGGCCCCAAGGCCGUCGUCGCCGCGUUUGCGCCGUGCGACCAGUACAUCAUCACCGGCCACGAGAACGGCAAGGUGGCGCUCUACUACCACGACGACAAGGAGCCCGAGAGCGGCAUCGACGCCGAGCUCGAGGAAAACUCCACCGACGCCCACGCAGGCGAGAUGAUCUCGGACCUCCAGAUGAGCGCAGACCGCACAUACUUCGCCACCUCCUCCAGGGACAAGACCGCCAAGCUCAUCGACUCCAAGACGCUCCAGGUCAUCAAGACCUACGCCACCGAGACGCCCUUGAACUCGGCUUCCAUCCACCCCACCAAGCCGUUCGUCAUCGUCGGCGGUGGUCAGGACGCCAUGAACGUCACCACCACCUCGGCGCGCCAGGGCCGCUUCGAGACGCGCUUCUGGCACAAGGUGUUCGAGGAGGAGUGCGCGCGUCUGCCCGGUCACUUUGGCCCCAUCAACACCAUCGCCAUCCACCCCGCCGGCACCGCGUACGCCUCGGGCGGUGAGGACGGCUACGUGCGUGUCAACUGGUUCGACCCCGGCUUCUUCAACUCGAAGCUCUACGGCGCCGACCUGGAGCUGGCGCUCGAGGACCAAUAG
Molecule: messenger RNA, 1047 nt
Organism: Moesziomyces antarcticus
Lineage: Eukaryota; Fungi; Basidiomycota; Ustilaginomycetes; Ustilaginales; Ustilaginaceae
Product: WD40 repeat-like protein
Exons: 2
Coding region: 1-1047 (348 amino acids)
Biological process (GO): cytoplasmic translational initiation
Cellular component (GO): cytoplasm; eukaryotic translation initiation factor 3 complex, eIF3m
Molecular function (GO): protein binding; RNA binding; translation initiation factor activity
Source: RefSeq, a predicted model, not a curated record